CAGAGUAACAAUCAGUGUCACCCCGGCACCGCGGGAGAUAAGACAGUGGAGGUGACAUAUACUACGUGUCUGUAUGUACAUGAGUCUUGGUUCACCUCCAUGGUGUGUUCGGUCCAUAUGUGUGUGUGUGAACUUACAACAAAAAUUUCCACGUGAACUCUGACCUCCCCGCAUGGAGAGUCGCACUAGCGUUAAAAUAGGCUUGAUGCCAGACCUGCAUAAACACCAAAACAAACUUUAUUUAUCAAACCAGAAUAAAAAAGACGUUUGUGUUUUUACUGUGAACUGAUAAGAGAGAAACACUGAUAAUUUAUUCCGUUUUUCCUCUUCUGAACAGCUGUUUCUUGAAGAAUUUUUACAGUGAACGAGACUACAUCAUCCUGCCUCAGACUUAUUGUUCAAGUUCAGCUCCUGAACUUCUGCAAAGGUGAACUUGAAGAAAACAACAUUAGCAUCGAACACUCAGCAUGAAGAAAAUGAACAUUAUAUUACAACAGUGAACUAUGGAUGGAAGAACAAUAUUUAUGAACAGUAAACCCGAAGAACGUUCUAAUAGUGAUUUUGAAGAACAAUAUUUUUGAACAAUGAACUUGUAGAAUAAAUUAAAACAACAUUAUCCUGACAGCGAGUUUAUCAAGAUAGAAGAACUUAAUAACAGCUGUGAACAUUUGAAGAACAGACGUAAACAAACUUACAAUGACUUUAAGAAGAACUUUGUCUACAAUAUAUGAAGAGUCAUCAGGAUAAUUAAUCCAAUUAAUCCUGAGAAAAAAUCCCAUUUCACACGAUAUUAAGACACGAAAUACGAUAUUUAAUCAAUCAGUUUGCAAGUGGGAUUAAAACAGGGAUUACCAACCUGGGAUUAACAACAGAGGGAUUAAAGAAGAUUAUAAUCAGGGGAUUAACUGGCAUUUCAGCCGAGGGAUUAUAGAACGGGAUUAAAUAGUAUUGCAGUCAGGGGAUUUAUAUGGGAUUACAUGGGAUUACAGUCUAGAGAUUAAAGGGGAUUAAGUAGGAUUACAAGAGGAUUAACGAAAACAUCAUAGUUAAGGAACACAUGAUUAUGACUAUCUGGAAUCUGUCCAGAAGGAUAAGCGGAUUUAUUCAGCCGUAGAUUAAAUCCCAGUCUUCAACGUCACUGAAUCUCAUGGCGCGAGUGUGGUCAUGGGCGUGUGUGUGGGUGUGGGCGGCGGUGUUUGCCCUCCUCUUCUCUAAGGCUUGUGGGCGUGGCGGUAUUAAAGGAGAGCCUCGGGUGACGGGACAGUGGCAGACGAGGAAGGUGGUGAGGGAGGGAGACUUCGUGAAGCUACUGUGUCCCAUAACAGCCAACCCAGAACCUUUAUAUGAUUGGUUCAAGGACGGGGAGGCGGUAAAGGCUACAUGGAAGCGCUACAACACUAAGAAGAACGUGCUGAAGAUCAAGCCAGCCUUCCAAGAGGAUGCUGGCUAUUUUACCUGUGUCGGCGUCAAUGGCUUCGGCACUGUCAACUCAUCAAUGUCUCUCAUAGUUUUAGGAGAGGGAGAGCCUGAAGGAGAGCUGAUGGAGCCACAGUUGACGCAGGUAUGGCCAGAGAGUCCUUUACACCGUCGUCGGGGGGAACACCUGGUUCUUUCCUGUCAAGCUCGAGGACUCCCCACACCUAUCGUCACCUGGUAUAAGGAUGGUCUGUCGCUGAGUCGGGAGGGGGAACAGCUAACCUUCGACGCCCUUCUGACCACAGACUCUGGUCACUACACCUGCAGGGCCAACUCUGCUCUGGGAGGCAAGACGGCCAACUUCACUCUGCAAGUUGGUGAGCGAAGUGAAGAUCACGACUUGGAGAUAAGUGAAGCUGUUAACACGACCGUGGUAGAGGGCGGUACUACCUCCCUUCAGUGCACCGUUCGUACCUCUCAUCCACCCAGGGUACAGUGGCUGAAGGAAAUCACAGCUGACGAGGCUGGGGACGGAGGCGCCCAACUACCUAACUCAACGCAGAAGCUGGGAGGUAGAUGGUUCAGGAAGGUGGAGGGCGUGGGACGUGUGGUGGCGCGCGGGGACAGUCACUACCUCUCUAAGCUGACCAUCUCCCGCGCCACCCCACAUGUAGCUGGCGUGUAUGUGUGUCUGGCCGUCAACACCCUCGGCUUCUCCUUCAGAGAGGCCCACCUUACUGUCCUGCACCGUGAGGCUGGCACGCAGUACCCGCCGGUGGGGCAGAAGGAGAGGAGCGUCAACUGGCUGUUCCUAAUUAUCCCCGCUGUGGUGGUGAUUAUCGUGGUGGUUGCUGUAGUGCUCUGUCAGAUAAGAAAGACAUCGCCAGACAAGCCAGUGGGCGUGACUCCACCCACGCCCGUGUUGAAGGGCGGGGACGAUGCCUCCGGUCUCACACCCCUCAAUCCUGACUCCCACAACCACCACGCUCUCCCACGCCCACCGGACCUCGUGUAUCAGGAGGUGAGCGGGUAUCCUGGAGGCAGCCUGAGGAGCGGGCAGACAGGAGGCUUAGCACCAGGAGGCGGAGGAGGAGGAGGAAGUGGCCACUACACUGAGCACUACCCGAGUCCUUAUCCAGAGUCCUACAUUGACCCAGCUUACUCUGACCCAUACUCCGGGGAACGAGGUCCUACGAGAACUUCCGACCACAGCUACGCUCGUCUGACACACCCAUCACAUCCUUCACACCCUUCCCUCGCCUCCCACACAUCCCACGCCUCCCACGCCUCCUCCAGUCCCCACCUCCCGCCUCCCUACGCCCACACCCACGGACACUCCCACGCGCAUUCACACGCACACUCCCACAGGCAUCCACAGUAUUUCGUGCACUACAAUUUAUAGAAGAAUUAUUAUGUAAUAAAUAUAUUUACACACAUAAAUAUAUAGUGUAUGACGAACUCCUAGUGGCAUAGAACUUUAUAUAAGAAGUUUAUACUCCGAAUACAUAGCCAGUACAGAGGAAGACCCAAGGGGAUUUUAAUACGAUAAAUCAGUGUAGAUAAUAGAACAUUUGCUACCUCGACGUAUAUAAGGAUAAUAUGUGUAAGGAUCAUAUAUAUAUUAUACAGUAUAUGUAAGGGACUCUGAAACACUUAACAGGUGGCACACACUUGCCUUGGCAAACACACAGUAAAGUCCAAGUCAAUUUGAAAUAGUUAAGAUGAAAGUUUAAAAAAAAAAUUGUUCUGGGUGAAAAAGAAAGUGGAGUGUGAAUUAAAAGAAUAUGAGAUGUGGCGGAAAAGAAAGUGACAUUUUAACUGUGAGAAACUGGUCUAAGACGUAAAAGAAAAUAGUGUGGUGUAAAAUAAAAGUUAACAUAGUGUAAAAUAAGAUGGAAUGUCAUAGGAAGAAAACAAGAAGUAAAAUAAAUAAGUGAACGAGACGAUAAUACCCGAGUGUAAUGUAAACAAAGAAUAAAACAAACAUCAGAAAACAACAUAAAAAAAACUUAAAAUCGGAUAAAAUAACAAUAAUACUAAACACAGACCUAAACUCACGCCGUAAAACAACAUCACAACACAAGAAAUAACGAGAAAUGUCAGACAUAACUCAUCAAAAGGUGAAUUAGGCACAAAGGUGUGUGACGUCUCAUAAAAGGAACAACAACAACAUAAAAGAAGAAAAAAUUCACAGGGACGGAGGGAUUUAUGAAUGAAAAGGCGAGUCAUUCACAGUGAUGAGGCGCCAACGUGUUUGCUUACAAAAUACUCUCGUCGCAGCUAAGAGUGUGAGUUGGAUUAUAGCGAGAUCAACAGAUGUUGCUUGUGUCAUGUUACGAUGAUUCUCUGUUUCUAAGGAAAUCGUGGAGAAGGUACAGGUCUCCUAGGGAUAUGGUGGAGAUGACGGCAUUCUUCUCCAAGCAAUCUACUGUUUCCUUAGGAGAUCUUGGAGGGAAGGAUGUGGCAUUUGUUUCCAAGUGAUCUCUUGUUUAGGAGAUCUCUUGCUUCCCGUAAGACACAACGGAGUAUAAAGCGACGGUAUUUGUAUUCAAGCGACCUCCUGUGUCCUGAGAUAUUGUAGAGACAAGUGUUAUCUUUCUCUGAGUGAUCUGUUUUUCUUGGAGAUCCUGGAGGAGAAGAUGUCGUCGACUGUCAUUCCUGGAGACCGCGGAGGACAAGAAAAAGCUAUACCAGUCUCCGGCAUUGAAAGAAAGAAGGAAGAAAGUAAUGAAGGAAGGAAGAAAGAAACAAAGGAAUGGAUUAGUGAUAGAUAAUUGAUUAAUAAAAAGGAAGGAUCAACUUUCUCAUGCUUCAUAAACCUGAUAAAAAGCAACUGGAUUUUUCUUCAAGCAGUGAACUAACUAACCACGUUGGGUGAUGAACGAGUAAACACAAUAAUUCAAGUAACUAGUGGAACAAAUAUGAAAUUAAAACAAUAAAAGAACAGAAAAAUAUAUUAAAAAAAUUUGUGAAUACUAAACAUGCAUAAUAAAGUAAAAACAUAUAUAUUUAGUGGUUCUGUUCUGUGGUGAUUCCUCGUACAGUCGAAGGCCAAGAUAGGACAGAAAAAUUAAUCUAAAAGCCCUUCUGUCAGGUCCCAAUCAUCACGAGUUUUAAAGACGUUCUAAACCUUCCAAAGAAAUCCCCACCCCACUUCAUCCACUUCCCCUCAGCGGGUGUGUGUGGAGACAAUUGUACGUGUGGCCAAAUGUGUGUGCCGGUGUGUGUGUAUAAUGUAUGUUUCUGAUGUUAUAUGGACAUAAUGAGCCAAAUUAUGGAUGCCAAAGGUACUGUACGUAGAGGAUGAAGGACAGGUGGGUAGAAGCAGGCCAAGGAUAACCUCAGUAUUAGUGGAGGAUGAAGGAUGUGUGUGUGUGCGAGGCUGAGGUGUGACUGUGCCAAUACUGCUGGUGUCAUUAUUGUCUGUGUCAGCUGGAUAUAGGAAGGUCACACGUGUUGUCUCUUACUCGGGCACUGUGUGAGCUGUGUCCUACGGUACUGUUGUUUGGACAUUUGGCUUUAAAAGGAAAAGUACAUUUUCAGUGUACAUUGUCAUAUUAGCUUCUAGUGUACAUUGCCAGUGUACAUUGUUAGUGUAGCUUUAUAAAUGUACAGUGUCAGUUUAGCCUCUAGAUGUACAUUGUCAGUGUACAUUAUCAAGUGUACAUUUUCAGUGUAGCUUUAAAGUGUACAGCAUUAUUGUACAUCGUCCAGGAUUUACCCUGAAAGAACCCCGAUACAGCGAGCCACUCAGUCAUGUAUAUGUACAUAACAAUAAAUUCUUUAGCCAUAAUCACCCUUAUAACAGCUGUACACAGGGGCUGAGAAUGCUGGUCAUUUCAUUAACAUAUACCAUUUGUAAUCUGUGAUCUAUUAGCACGCGUCCAAUAGGAUUAAAAAAAUAUAAAACUUUUUUUUUUAACCGCAGGAAAAAAAAAAUAUUAAUUCACUGCAUAAUACAUUUUCUGCUAAAUUCAGAAAAAAAACAGAAUAUUCGGUGAGACCUUUUAAACCAAUUCACAAUCAUUGAUGUUUGAUACACUGAUGUAUGUAUGUAUGUUUCUGUAUGCGUGUGUCUGUAUGUAUCCUGUGUCUGUAUGUAUCCUGUGUCAAACAUUAGUUAUAUUUUCUUUAUCAAGUCUGGUACGGGUUGUAUACCAGAUCAAGUCACAGGUUAUAUAAUCUUUCUCACUGUGGAAAUACAUACAAUACCAAUGGUGAUAUACAUACAUACAUACAUACAUACAUACAUACAUACAUACAUACAUACAUACAUACAUACACACACACAUACAUACAUACAUACAUACAUACACACAUACAUACAUACAUACACACAUACACACAUACAUACAUACAUACAUACACAACCAGUUUCUACUUCUGAUAAUAUGUUACUCAGCUGAUGUACUAACAGGACAGGUGACAGGUAUAAGGAACAACAUAAUCAAUUGACGUUGCUUUAAUUGUUUACAUCACAACGAAGCCGCCGAUGGGUAGAGAAAAUUUGUUUGUUAUCUUAUCUGUUUGUGUAUUCCUCUGUGACGAUUGUGAUAUUGACUAAACCACGUCUCGACUUGUAGUAUCAUAUAAUGGGCGACGAGGUAGUUAGGCAGUCAGACGAACUAUCAAACUUAAAAUACUGUGGGAUUAAUUAUUGGUAAAGGAGAGAGUGAGAGAGUGAGAGAGAGAGAGAGAGAGAGAGAGAAAAUAAAAAUAUCAUAUGGUAAUUAAUUUCAGUAAUUAUAUAUAAACUGUAUAUCUGUUUUUCUAAUGUGGAUUCGGUUUAAUGCAGUCACUAGAAUUUGUAAUUUUUUUCUGUUUAAUUUUAGUUUGACUCUAGACUUUUUAUCUGACCCUCAUCUAUAAAUUAUAUUAAAAAAAAAUCCCCAAAUCAAAAUUAUCAUGAAUAUUAAUUAACAAAUUUGAAGAAAAAAGUAUUUAAUUUUAUCCAAAACUAAUAAAUACUUAACCUCUGACCAAAUUCUUUCCAGACACCAACACAGUGGAUUAAAUUCCUUGAAACUUUCUUAAAAAAAAAAUAUCCCAUCUAUGUUUUAAUAAUUCUUCUGUUAUUCAUUAUUGUUCUAAGUAAAUUGAGGGACAUCUUCACUAUCUCUCUGAGUAUGUCAACUAAACAUAACAAUGUGGUGUAAUUUCUCUCUAAGAUAAGAAUUAUAUUGUGACAGAUUAGAAAUGGAAUCGUUCUUACAUAUCUUCGCUUUUAAGGUCAUAUUAUCUAUCUAUCUAUCUAUCUAUCUAUCUAAAUCAUUAAUUACUGGGAUUUUUCUUUCUUUAUCAUCAUCAUCAUCAUCAUCAUCAUCAUCCAAUUUACCUAGUCCUUUGCUCCCUUUCCUUAUUCUAUCGUCAUUCCAUCCCUAAUCCUCUCUAUUUUCUCCCUCCUCCACAAAAAGGAACAGUAAAUCCCCUUCCAAUCACCAGUAACUUUAGGAUUUCUCUUCCAUUCCCAUCCCAUCCGUGUAAUCUCCCCUGUUCCUUUGUUCUUCAUGAAUAACCCAAUCACUUUUUGUGUGGGAUUCCGUCAUUCACGUUCACCCUCUCUGAGCUGAGUGUUAUAUAUAUUUUUUCCCCCCGGUAAGGUUUGUUCAGCUCUAUGGAUUACCCUCACUAGUUAUUGUCUUCCUUUAUCUCUCUCUCUCUCUCUCUCUCGAUCAAUCUAUCUAUCCAUCUAUCCAUCAUCUAUCCCUCUAUUGACAAGUUUUAUCUAUCUUAUAUAUAUACCCUCUCCUAUACACUCGUAUAUUCUUCCUCCACCUUAACCUCUUUGGGAGAUAUAUGAAUAUGUUCUUUGGUUUAAUAUAUCCACUAUAUCCACGAGUAUAUUAUCCCUAUCCACACCUUGGUAUAUAAAUAUAAUUAGUCGUUGAUUACUUUGUCUUUACAGGUAUGAUUAGAUAUCUUACCUGUACAUCUUCCAUAUAUACUUGACACCUUCUACGCCAUCACCCAACACCCCCCUCCUAACCCUUUGCUCUCUACCGUAGAUAAAUUUAACACCUCUUCAAUUUCUUCCUCAGUUAAGUAUUCUCCUAAUCUCUCAGUUCCUAUAUCCCACGGGUAUAUUCCUCCAUAUACCUAGCUCCAUCCCUCAACACCAUCCCUCUUCCAUCCCUCAACCAUCUACCUCCAACCAGGAUAGAAAACAGUGGAUAGUAGUCGGCAAAAUGAGCAAUACUCGAUCCUAAUUUUUUUUUUUGGUGGGGGGGUAAUCUAGUCACGACACACGGAUUCACAAUUGACGAACUGCUCCCCAUGUCUUGCUAAUACACGUCAAAAAACACACACACACAAAAAAACGAGAUUGUAAUUCCAGCCCCACUUCAUCUAUUCAUUCUAUUUUUGUAUAUUUAGAUUCGAUAUAUAUUAGUGCUUCUCUGCCUUAUAAUCAAACCUUAAUGCUUGCUAGAAUUCAUGGAAGAUUAAACUAAACGAAGAAAAAAAAGGAAAAAAAAAAACCGCACGACUUUGAGCAGUUUGUUAAUUGUCAAUGAGAGUCAAAUUCAGUUGAGGGAGGGGAAUUAGGGGAGGGAAUCAGGCACCGAGUUGAGUUGUCAAUUUUUAUUUUUAUUUUUAUUUCCCUCCCUCACCCCCUCACCCCUCACGAGUGAUUGUCAGAUAUCACUUUUUUCCUCGCCGUCUCCUCCCUUCCUCCUCCUUCGGUUGUCUGAUGCCAACUAGAGUAAUAAGAAUGUACAAAGCUAUUUAUAUAUGAGACUGUAAUGUGUAAGACUAUUAUCAUUAUUAUUAUUAUUAUUAUUAUUAUAAAGCCCUGUGUUUCCAUGGUGUAAAUAUGUGAGAUAAUUACAUAUAUAGAGAUUACUUACUGUUAUUAAUAUUAUGUACAUAUAUUUUUUUCUUUGGUUUCCCAUAUAUGUGAUUAUUUAAUUAUCAGCAUUAAAAAAAAAUAACUAAACAGUGUGAGUGGAUUUUUUAUGGUAAAGUAUAUAUGUAUUGUAUAUGCACAGUUAUACCUAUAUGUUGUAUAUAACAAAUAUCAACUUAUAUAGAUGUCACAUUGAACCAUAAACACAAACUGAUAA
Messenger RNA from Homarus americanus (American lobster), 8477 nucleotides. Its product is annotated as fibroblast growth factor receptor-like 1. Gene Ontology annotation, biological process: cell-cell adhesion. The coding region runs from base 1148 to 2818 and encodes 556 amino acids. The record is from RefSeq and is a predicted model, not a curated record. Gene Ontology annotation, molecular function: cell adhesion molecule binding. The transcript is spliced from 11 exons. Lineage: Eukaryota; Metazoa; Arthropoda; Malacostraca; Decapoda; Nephropidae. Gene Ontology annotation, cellular component: cell-cell junction.